Molecule: messenger RNA, 4833 nt
Organism: Ceratina calcarata
Lineage: Eukaryota; Metazoa; Arthropoda; Insecta; Hymenoptera; Apidae
Product: G-protein coupled receptor Mth2-like
Exons: 9
Coding region: 2530-4710 (726 amino acids)
Biological process (GO): G protein-coupled receptor signaling pathway; cell surface receptor signaling pathway
Cellular component (GO): plasma membrane
Molecular function (GO): G protein-coupled peptide receptor activity
Source: RefSeq, a predicted model, not a curated record
CGAGUGAAUCAGUCGCGUUCCUGCGUUCGUAUUCGCCGCAUCGAAUGUCGUACGCGUAUUGCCUGUGUGCAAACCGGUUCGCAAGGAUCCAGUCGAACUUCGGUUUCGCAGGUAACGCCGAACAAAUAUCGGCUUAUCGAGGAUCCAACGAAACUCUUCCUAAAGUAUCUCGUUCGAGGCAGAUUCAAUUCUUUCCCGUGUAUGUAUGCUCCGUUUCAUAUUUGAUCAGCGGAGGGUCAUAAUUACAUGCAUAGCCGUAUGUACGUACGUAAUAUGUCACUGACUAUACUAUUUGAUAAAAUGUAAUCAUUCGUAUUUAUAAAAAAUAUCAUGCGUUUCUUUUAAAGUUGUAAAAAUCGAUUUUUAAUUGUGACGUUACGAAAUUAAACGGGUAAUACUAUCAGGAGUUGAGGAACGUGAUUAGUUCUUGUAUACGCUGUGACGUUUUCAUUUUGGCGCGAAGCACGGAGGAAUACGUGGUGCGCGUGUUAAAUUUCUGUAAGUUCAGUUGCGUUUUAAUGGACUUCGUUGGUUUUGUAGCGAUUGUGAAAACUGGUAUUGGGAAGCGUAUCUACAGACCGAUGUGUGUUGGUGAAAGUGGAAUCAGGUGUCUGAAAAUUGUGAGAACGUACGGAUAGUAAGCUGGAGAGUUCGAGGAUCAAGUUAGAUGAAGUAACUUUGGUUCGAAUUCGAUCGAUAUCGGCGAAGCGAAGAGCGAGAAGAGGGGAAUCGUCGUGAAUCGAUUCACGUAGCAGAAUGGAACUUGAAAAGCGGCAGAUGUGAUCGAGUCAGGUUAUUCCGUCGAAAUCGAAAAGCGACGUUUGGGAUUAGAAAAAGUGCGGUUUUAACGAAUCGUUUUCGAGGAAUGUGAAAGCGAACGAGGGGCGGAGAGAGGAGGAGAUAGAAUAAUUACAAAUUAUAACGCGGAGGGUGAGACACGAUUCGAUUCGUAACGGGAAGGUGAAAUAAUCAUAAUUCAGGCGAAGGAAAGUGCGACGUGAAGCGCGAUGUAAAGUGGUGAUAAAUUCGCGAAAGGGGUGCCGGAGAUUGUAAGACCUCCGGGAUUAAGAGUAGCAGGGAAAUGAAGCAAUGGAAUAAUAAACGUGACCAAAGGAAAUGUAGACCCAAGGAAGGUGACCAGUGACGAACGCGAAUUCCAAAUUAUUAUAAAUUUACGCGUAAACAACGACGAUCGAAUGAAUUAAUGCAUGAAGUGAAAAAACUCAGACCGUCAAGAAAAAUUAAGUAACGUUUCGAAAUAAGGAAAGGAAGGUUCUCAUUGUGAAACCGGUUAAAAGAAUACGCGGAAGUUGGAAGAAUAGUAAUAACUUCUUGGAGAAGUUUCGAUGAAGUUGCUCCGGAUGGAACUACGAGAAAGGUUUUGAUCAAUGAACCAAAAAGACGAGGAAGUUAGGUCGAAGGUAAACUUUUUUCGAAACUGUACGCCCUCGGUUCACCGAUAAGAUUGCUUUCCGUAGACGGCGCCAGUUAAUUGCUGGCAAUAGCUGCCUCAUAAUUAUCCGGGGCGCCUCUCGAGAUUACCGGGAUGCAGCUGCGUGCGUGCACCGUGUUGCAUUAUGCAUCGGAAGCAAUGAUUUAAUCGACCGGAGAUGGCUUACGUUCAAUUGUUCGAAAAUUACCACUGGGACCGGUGAGCUAUAGUUUUGAAAACGAUGAGUAAUGAUUAACAUGACACUUUCGAUCAUACUUGUUCCGAGAUAGGCGUCAGUAAAAUUCUAAUAACUUUACACUUAAAUACUCGACUUACCUGAAUUUGCGAUUACGUAAGAGACUGUCAUUCUUUUCUUAUCGUUUAUCAUAUGUGUUAUAAGUACAACAUUACUAUUGCACAAUGCUAGACUGAAAAAGCUCGUUUGAGUUUUACGAUCGCCAUAAACAUUAACGAGUGACUACGACAUUAGCGGAGCUAGUCAGCGAUUAAAUAGAUCAAAGAUACUGAAGAAAGUUUAUACGGAAUGUGCGUGGACUAGAACGAUAUAUCACUAGAGAAAAUGUGGAGCACCCUUGGAGAAAUGGUUCCGCGUAGACCGACCGCGACGGAUCAAUUUUAGUUACCGAUUCCCAGAAGGUUCGUGCGUGGACGUCUCGACGCGAUGGGGAUUAGACUCAAAUGAGUCAAGCUCCCGAAGAAUCGUCGAGAAUCGUGCUCCCGGAGCUCGUUCAAAAUUGGAUCGACGAGUAGUAGGGUUCUACUGAUCCCCUAUCGAUACUUCGUGCAACGAUCCGGUCAAUUUGUUCCCGUUUGGUCGACAACUUCGUGACGGGUAUAUCCGGCGAGCGAUUUUCCCGUUGUGUAAACGUGUUCCGAGCACUAAACUCGGGCUUUUUAAGUAACAAAUGCUCGAGUGUUCAUAGAAUAGGAAGUACUUAAAAAACUCGAGUGAAAAGGAAAUAUAGUUCCGAAUUAGUGAGACUCCGUGGAUUUGACGUGAACGUUUAGUGUCGAUAUACUAAUUAUAAAUAAAACUCGAUUGAUCUUAAAAUUUUUUAAUCGUGAUUUUUACCACAAUGACGAAACAAGGCAUAAUUAUUUUCACGCUAUUUUUCGUCUCUUUGAGUGUCGCGUCGUCUUUCAAAAAGUGUUGCCCCCCAGGCGAAGUUUUUUCGGGUUCAUCGAAGAUUAAGUGUGCUCCAGCACCGAUGUAUGCCAGUGAACUUUACGUACUGGAUCAUGGUAAUGAAAAUGUCACGCAGACCAGUCAGUACGUGUUACCAAUAUGCGAGGACCCGCAGGAUAUCACCACGGUGCCUCUUUCCGAGAUUGAACCGAACGAUUUUCUGCAGGUAGCCUCCUGCGUCGAGAUUCUGUACGAUCAAAACAGCAGAAAGAGUAUUCCUAUAUUCGUGUAUUGCAAGUCAAACAAAGACAGGGAUGAACAAUACUCAACAGCUGCGUCACGGCCGAAACUUUUCAACGUCAGAAGAUGCUGCACGAAUAACAUGAUGUUCAACAUAACCACGGGAGACUGCGAUCCAACGUUCGACACUUUCGAUAAACACGAUUCGCUAUGGAAAGAACGAUUCCGCUCGUUGCUACCGCAGGGAGACGAGCUGGAUUUUCUGAACGUUUACAGAGGUUUCCCUAAGUGUCAGGCAAUCUUCACAUACGAGAUCGAUGGGGAUCUUAUCGUUUUCGCGAACGGAUCUUUGCAGGCAAGCCUGCCAGGAAGGAGAAAUGAGGCUACGGACGUUAUUCUCACGGACAGGAACACCUGCUUCGAAAUGACAUCGGAUUACCAGUUUCAACCCCGGAUCGUGGUUCGCGUUUGCCGAGAUCCCAAACUUUGUUCGGAGUACGGUUGUAUAAAGAAGUGUUGCGAGAACGAGGAAGGUGCUCGUCACUUGGAAAACGGGGACGAUAAGAUCAUCGAUUCGUGUAAGAUCGCACGCUCUUCGCUUAACUUCUACGAGGAGAUAUCCAAUAUCACUAAGCGUCCCUGGAAUGCUACAGAAUAUGGUCUAUUUUUCGGAGUGGAGUGCCCUAAUGGUAUGUACUUCAUGUAUCCGAAUGAAAUACAAGAAAUAACGCCCGAAGGGUACAUCCAGGCUUAUCAGGAAUUGGGGACGGUGCCAUACAAUCAGUACUGCAUAGAUGUGUUCAAUUACAAAACUAAGAAUUUAAGUGGUUUGAUCGCUUUUCGUUGUUUCGAGAACCCGCCAGUGGAGGAAAACUCCAAUUACAUAUAUGUGAUUUCCAGCGUUUUGGAGGGAAUCAGUUGUCUUUUUAUAUUAUUAACACUACUCGUAUACGCAUGUUUGCCAUCCCUUCAAAAUCUUCACGGCAAGACGUUGAUGUGCCAUUGCGCAAGCCUUUUCAUGGCUUACCUUUGUCUUUCCCUGAUACCUUGGACUACACCGGAUAUAACGUCGAUUCAGGAAAGCCGCUAUACGACAUCGAAGAUAUUUUGCACAUCAAUAGGAUUCGCCAUGCUCUUCUUCUUCCUGUCAGCUUUUUGCUGGUUGAACGUCAUGUGCUUCGAUAUAUGGCGGACAUUCGGGAGCUUACACGGUAGCAUCUCCAGGAGCCAAAAUCACAACAAGAGAUUCCUGUUGUACUGCCUGUACGCAUGGGGCCUGUCCAUGUCUAUCACAAUUCUGGCCAUAAUAACCGACAAGACGGAUUACCUGCCGACGUCGAUGCGGCCCAAUAUUGGCACGAAAAACUGCUGGUUCGACUAUUGGCAAAGCAACUACAGCGAACUAAUUUUCUUCAGAGGGCCGAUCGCGAUUCAAUUGACGUUGAACGUGAUCUUUUUCAUUUUGACCGCUGAAAAGUGUAGCAAAGUGAAAGCCGAGAUAAGUAGAGUCGUCGAUCCACAGGAUCCACGGAGUAAACGAUUUCACUCCGCUAAAAUUAGGUUCAUCAUGAACAUGAAGCUGUUCGUUGUUAUGGGUAUAUCCUGGAUCGCAGAGAUGCUCCCUUUGUUCAUUCAGAAAUAUUCCAAUUUUUAUAAGGAAGAAAUAUUUUAUGCGGCAGACAUAUUGAACAGUCUUCAAGGAUUGUUAAUAUUUAUUUUAUUCGUGAUGAAACGUCGCGUUUAUCAGGCUUUAAAAAAACGACUAGGUCUUGAGUCGAGGAAAUCCACCUCGAGUCAAGGUACGUCGAUGCUGCAAGAUCCCUUCAAAAUGAGAAAAAGCGCGAGCAACAGCACGUUAACGUCUAGUGUGAAUGUUAGCGGAGCGCCUUAACCAAAGAACACUAAAUUAUAAUUGUGAUUCUCAAUUAUGGAUAUUGUAACGAUGAUUUUUUACAUACUCAAGCAUUUUAAUGUGAAUAUCUUUUUAUACUAUUUGGUUUAUACUAUUAGUUAU